Zingiber officinale is the source of this 3043-nucleotide messenger RNA. RefSeq names its product transcription factor TIP2-like. Gene Ontology annotation, molecular function: protein dimerization activity. The transcript has 3 exons. The record is from RefSeq and is a predicted model, not a curated record. Gene Ontology annotation, biological process: anther wall tapetum development; regulation of DNA-templated transcription. The coding region runs from base 1975 to 2955 and encodes 326 amino acids. Lineage: Eukaryota; Viridiplantae; Streptophyta; Magnoliopsida; Zingiberales; Zingiberaceae.
GCAAGUCUAGCUUGCGUAAGUGAUAUAUAAUAUGAUUGUAUGAUUGAUAAGAUCCUAUUUAUGUUGAGAGGAGGAAGAGAAAGGAAUUAUACAAAAGAGAAGCGAAGAGGAAAAUAUAUUUCAUAGACCUUGUUCACUUAGAGAAAGGGGAGGGAAAUGAGCCAAGCUUUUCAAAUGGAGAUGAACACUCUCAACUCUACUUUGUUAUGGACAAAACUCCAUCUUCUCUGGCCAUUACAGUAAGGAUAAAACUUGCCUAGAGGAUCAUAAGCACAAAAAUGAAGUAAUCCCUGGCAAAGGGCUCAAAAAAUUGGAUUAGAGCAUUUCACGCUUUUUAUUAUCCUUAAAUAGUGAAUCAAAUGUCCAACAUAGAUAGCAGAGGAUGUCUCCUCAAUAAUUUUUUCCCUUGCUUAUGCACACUUAGAAGAUGACCUCCAAAUAUUCGCUGAUUGUAGCUAGGGCCUUCAUUUGCUUUCCUAGAAAAUACACAUGGAGUUCCACAUUUGAUGUAUAUUUUUGUUUCACUUUCUUCUCUCCCUCGUGUAUUUCAUCCAAAUAAUCAGACCCCAAAAGUACUAAUUUUUAGGUGAAAAUGGGAUGAAGACACGUCUAAGGCAUGGGCCAACUUCCACAAGAUUACAUUAACUGCAAACUUAUAGGUUAAAAUCACAUGACAGUUGCUUCCUCAAUCAUUCAAUAGUUCAACUUAACAUCUAAUCAUUCAUCAAUUCAAAAUAAUGAAGAAAAUAUAUCAUUAACAACAUAAACAGUAAAAAGUUUUAGUGACUAAUUGUGCAAUUAUAUUGUUGUGUUCUAUAUUAGUGAUGCCAUUGAUCAUACUCAUGAGCCAAAGUAUUUUUUAAAAAAAAAAAGGUUGAGAACUGUGUUAUUUCAGUUAUCAAAUGGUUACUAACUUUUCACACGCACUAAUUUGAGGGUCAAACAGGCCUAAAAACAAAUUAAUCCAAAUAAGUCAGAAUGUAAACAUAUAUUGAUUUCUCUACAACUUCGUCUUGUUUCUCGUCCAUUUGAGCAUGUAAAAUAUAUGAAGCAGCAGGCCAUGGCAUUGCAAACUGUUGAGUCAUCCCCUGUUCAAGGAAUCAUAACUAGUUAAAAAUAUUUCCAUCUUUACUGCAUUGUUGUUGUUCUUACUGCUGCUGCAGCUGUUAACCAUCACACACUGCAUGCACUCGUCGCCCUCUCUGGACCACCACGAUACAUUGUAACUUACACUGUCCUCUCAUCAGUUACUGAAACCCUCUCUGCCUCGCACUUUAAACCCAAUCAUACUGAUUCUCGUUCCUCAUGAUUCAACAGAAUAAUCAUCACAGAAAUGUAUCACUCGAUAAUUAUCCGUCUUCAGAUUUUUAAUUAAUUAUCCCCAUUAAUGUUAUUCUUCUGCAUGAUGCAACUCUACAUGUGCAUGCAAUGCAGGGAAGCUGCUGUGUGCAGAGAAGAAAGUGAUGUCUCUCUCUCUCUCUCUGUCUCCCACGUCCAUUUGUUGUCCUCAGUGUCCGUCGCAGUGGUCCAGUAGUUUUGACCAAAUUAAGGAUUAGUGCCUUAAUUAGCACCAGUUAAUCAAACCAAUCAGACAAUAAUUAACUCUGCAGUACUGUGAGUUCUGGAAGAGUGCCAGUCCUACGGAAGAUUUUGCUGCACAGAAGGAAGGCCCACAGAGGACCGCGUGGUGGUCCCACUCCAAGAGCCAAUGGAAUCUGAAAGCAACAAACAACCCAGUUUCUCUAACUUGGAUGGCUCAGCCUCGGAAAGACACCAGCAUCUCUUUCUCUCCACGCUUCCUUUCAAGCACAACCCAACCCCUCCUCUCUUCCUCUCCAAGUCAUAUCACUCUUGCCUCUUCUAUAUUACAAAACCUCUUUCUCCUCUACUUUCCUCUUCUCUCCUUCACUUUUCAGCUACAGGUUUUGAUUAAUCGGUGCUGUAAUUAAUUAACACCUGUGUUUAUGUUUUUGUAUGUUCAGAAUUACUUUAUUGAUGCAGAGAGGCCGGAGGAUGUACCACAACGUUGGUUCCAUGUCCGCUCACUCGGACUACUUGCCGCUCAUGGUCAUGGGAGAUAACAGCAGUGACCUGACCAUUAAUGAAACCUCCGUCGGCCUCCACCAUCAGUUGCUACAGCCGCCGUGCUUCGAUCCCAUCAACGGCUUUUCCGGCUCGGCGGCGGCUGCUGAUAUGUUAUACGCGGAGUUGCCGCCGGUGAUGGACUCUAGUAAUGCCGUGUUCUACCACCACCACCCGGUUCAUUACGAUGCGUUGGUUAAUCAGGUGCCGUAUGUCUUUGAGGCCGGGCAUGGAGAGCAGAAGCUGCUGGAGAACAGGACGAGGCAUCAUGCGUGGGGGUUGAAGCAGGGCGGGCAGAAGAAUGAGAAGCAAAGGAGAGAAAGGCUCGGGAAGAAGUUUGAGGACCUCAAAUCUCUCAUUCCCAACUCCACCAAGCCUUACAGGGCGUCGAUUGUGGCGGACACGAUCGAGUACAUCAACGAGCUGCUGAGGACCGUCGAGGAGCUGAAGAUGCUGGCCGAGAAGAAGCGGCAGAGGGGGAAGAAAAUGGCGGCGGCGGCGGUUGCGGCGACGGCAGCUGGGGACGUGGAGAGCUGCUCCUCGCUGGCGGUGGCGGCGCCGAUGGCCGAGGGCGGACCGAGCAGCGGGAUGCUCCGGAGCUCGUGGAUACAGAGGAAGUCGAAAGAGACGUUCGUGGACGUGCGCAUCGUCGACGACGAGGUCAACAUCAAGGUGACCCGCCGGCGGAGGGCGAACUGCUUGCUUGCCGUCGCCAAGGCACUCGACGAGCUCCGCCUGGAGCUGUUGCAUUUGUCCGCCGGGAAUGUGGGAGGAUCGAACAUCUUCAUGCUCAACGCCAAGAUUCAUGAUGGUUCUUCGGUCUACGCCAGUGCGAUCGCCAAGAAACUUAUCGAAGCAAUCGAUGUUGUCUAAGAAGAAACGGGGAGAUUAAUUAAUUAAUUAAUAUAUAAUAGAGCUAAUUAUAGUUAAGGUAGAUCUUGUAGUAGUACUAAUUGUCACU